UACGAUGACGUGCUAUUGUAGACCACGGUCAUGCACAAUCAUUAUUAGUUACAAUUUCGGCUAUUAUGCAAUCCACUAAGUCAGAAAUUUGCUUUAAUAAUUGAUCCUUUUGGGGAUUAUUUAAGGGAAUAGGAAAUCCAUUUGAAUGAAACGAUUGGCUGCAGAAUUUACUACAGCUGCACUGGCAGCUGUGGGGGCAGGAUUCUUCACAAAUCCAAUAGACGUUGUAAAAAUUCGGCUGCAGCUCCAAGGAGAACUGGAGGCACGGGGGACGUACCAAAAAUUUUACAAAAAUACAUUUCAUGCGGGAUACGUAAUAGCCAAGAAUGAGGGGGUAUUAGCUCUGCAGUCGGGUCUGGGCUCAGCCCUCGCAUUUCAGGUUGUUUUGAAUGGAAUUAGACUGGGGUCAUACAAGGCUGCAAGAACUUAUGGAUUUACCCUCAAUGAUAAAGGUGAAACUGACAUAGUAAGGACUGCCGUGUUGAGCGGAUUUUCUGGGUGUGUUGGGGCUGUCCUUGGCAGCCCAUUUUACCUGGUAAAGACGCGCAUGCAAGCCCAAUCAGCGGAAGUGAUCGCAGUUGGCUUUCAACACGGGCAUACGGAUGAAAUUGCAGCAUUUAGAUCCCUCUGGAGAGAGGGUGGUUUGGCAGGUCUUUAUCAAAGGUGCUUUGCCAAUUGCCCACGGAUAUUCGUCGGCUCAGCCACGCAGUUGACAAUGUUCAGUCUUGUCACUGAUUGGCUGCGACCGUUUCAAAUUUUUGACAAUCACCCGCUGACACUCACAUUUUGUUCCGCCCUCCUCGGUGGUAGUUCCGUUGCAUUGACAAUGCAGCCAUUCGACGUAAUCGCAACUAGGCUCUACAACCAAGGCACGGAUUCAAGUGGUAAACCCCUGCUGUAUCGUGGCUUUCUCGACGCAUUGAUAAAAAUAAGUAAAACUGAGGGCUUACUCGGUUUGUACAAAGGAACUUUCCCCACUUGGAUGCGAAUAGCACCGCACACAGUACUAUGUUUAUGCUUUUAUGAACAAUUAGACAUUCUGUAUAAUCGCAUAUUUGUGAAAUAGACGAAUAAAAAAAAUUACAAUAGG
Diachasmimorpha longicaudata is the source of this 1090-nucleotide messenger RNA. Its product is annotated as solute carrier family 25 member 35-like. Bases 146 to 1066 code for a protein of 306 amino acids. NCBI's taxonomy places the organism in Eukaryota, Metazoa, Arthropoda, Insecta, Hymenoptera, Braconidae. The record is from RefSeq and is a predicted model, not a curated record. The transcript is spliced from 5 exons.